This is a messenger RNA of Cynocephalus volans (Philippine flying lemur), 2525 nucleotides long. It is a transcript of the gene SCFD2, whose product is annotated as sec1 family domain containing 2. Gene Ontology annotation, biological process: intracellular protein transport; vesicle-mediated transport. NCBI's taxonomy places the organism in Eukaryota, Metazoa, Chordata, Mammalia, Dermoptera, Cynocephalidae. Bases 108 to 2162 code for a protein of 684 amino acids. The record is from RefSeq and is a predicted model, not a curated record. The transcript has 9 exons.
UGUACCGUGAUGACUGUCAAAGUCUCAGGGAAACCUAAUUUUCGGAAGUGGUGAGUUCUGAGAGAAGUUCCUGCACCCGAGUACCCCGAGUCUGCGAAUUCCAAACCAUGAGCACCUCGGGCGUGCUGUCCUUUACCCAGCAAGGCUGGGAGCAAGUGCUGGUCAAAGUGAAACGGGCUUUGGUCUACCUGGACGCCGCCUGCGCGGAGAGCCUGCACUGGGGCUGCGGAUCUACGCGGCUCAUGGAAGCGGUGGGGGGUCCUGCGUGUCACCUGCGAGAGUUCGAGCCCAACGCAGUUGGUGGUGGAGCCGAGCAGCCCAAGGCGGUGUUUGUGCUGAGUUGCGUCCUAAAAGGCAGGACUGUGGAAACUUUACGAGAUAUCAUCUGCCGCAGUCACUUUCAGUAUUGUGUGGUGGUUACGGCCGUGAGCCACGCUGUCCACCUCACGGCUAAUCAUGUGCCAGCGGCGGCAGCGGCCGAGCUGGAGGGGCAGCAGCCGGUAUUUGAGCAGCUGGAGGAGAAGCUGUGUGAGUGGAUGGGCAACAUGAACUACACUGCCGAGGUGCUGCACGUCCCGUUGUUGCUCGCCCCUGCUGCUCCCCACCUUGCCUUGACUCCAGCCUUUGCUUCCCUUUUCCCUCUCCUACCUCAGGAUGUGCAUCUCCUUAAUAGUGCCCGACCGGAAAAGAGGAGGCUGGGGAGCCUGGGUGAGGUGGAUGCCACCACUCUAACCCCAGAGCUGCUGCUGCAGAUCAGGUGCCUGGUGUCAGGCCUCAGUUCUCUGUGUGAACAUUUGGGGGUACGGGAGGAGUGUUUUGCCGUGGGUUUCCUCAGUCGGGUCAUCGCUGCAGAUCUGGCCAAUUAUGCCCCUGCCAAGAACAGGAGGAAGACUGCCCCAGGCAGGGCAUCAGUGGUCUUUGUGGAUAGAACUCUGGAUCUCACAGGAGCAGUUGGACAUCAUGGGGACAACUUAGUAGAGAAGAUCAUUUCAGUGCUUCCCCAGCUUCCAGGCCACACAAAUGAUGUGAUGGUUAACAUGGUAGAGCUCACUGCACUCCAGGCUGAGGAGGACAAUCAGAAUAUUGUUGCACCAGGCUGUCUUGCACAAUCCAAUGAUACAGAAGCCAAAGCCCUGUGGGAAGCCUUACUAACCACCAAGCACAAAGAGGCAGUGAUGGAAGUUCGGAGACAUCUAGUGGAAGCAGCAAGCAGAGAAAGUCUCCCAAUCAAGAUGAGUAUGGGUAGAGUCACUCCAGGGCAGCUCACAUCCUAUCUUCAGCUCUUCAAGAACAACCUCAAAGCUCUAAUGAAUCAUUGUGGGCUCCUACAGCUUGGGCUGGCCACAGUUCAAACUUUGAAACACCCACAGACUGCCAAAUGGGACAACUUUCUGGCUUUUGAAAGGCUCCUUCUCCAGAGCAUUGGGGAGUCGACGAUGUCUGUUGUGCUAAAUCAGCUGCUGCCCAUGAUUAAGCCUUCAACCCAGAGGACCAAUGAUGACUAUAGCCCUGAUGAUCUGCUGAUCCUACUCAUAUACAUUUAUUCUGUAACUGGAGAGUUCACGGUGGACAAAGACCUGGGUGAGGCUGAAGAAAAAGUGAAGAAAGCAUUGGCUCAGGUCUUCUGUGAGGAGUCUGAGUUGUCCCAUUUACUGCAAAAAAUCACAGGCUGUGACUCUUCAAUUAACCUGACAUUUCACAAAUCCAAAAUUGCCGUGGAUGAACUCUUUACUUCACUUUGGGAUAUUGCUGGAGCUCGGAAUCUCAUGAAACAGUUUAAGUCUGUAUAUGUUCCUGGAAAUCAUACCCACCAGGCAUCUUAUAAACCAUUGUUGAAGCAGGUUGUGGAGGAAAUAUUUAAUCCCGAGAGGCCAGAUCCUGUUGAUAUUGAACACAUGUCUUCAGGCCUUGCUGAUCUCCUUAAAACUGGAUUUAGCAUGUUCAUGAAGGUGAGCCGGCCUCAUCCCAGCGACCACCCCCUCCUGAUCCUCUUUGUGGUAGGUGGGGUCACGGUCUCUGAAGCCAAAAUGGUCAAGGACCUUGCGGCAUCCCUGAAGCCAGGAACCCAGGUAAUCGUGCUGUCCACGCGACUCCUGAAGCCGCUUAACAUUCCUGAGCUAUUAUUUGCAACAGACCGGCUACAUCCAGACAUUGGCUUCUGAGCUUCUGCUAAGAAGAUAAGACCUGCCGAAGCUGGAAAUAUCCAAUACUAUAAUCUGUCACCAUUCCAGAUUUGCCUCCAAAAGCAGUGUCCCUGUUACUAAUUGUGGGUAUGACUACAUUCUGCCCGAGGGACCUUGAUAACCACACAACGAGGUAUUUUGCAUGGAUUGCUCAUAUUCUUAAAAAAAAAAAUUGUUUUUCAUUUUUCUAAAGGUGUCAAGCUGUCUUUCGGCUGGCCUAAUCAAGGAUUUUUCCAUUUAUCCUCAACCCUCUAUUUGUGAUCUUUCUGAUUUCACCUGCAAGUUCAUUAGUUCUAAAUAAAAGCCUGUUGACAAGUGUUGGUAGAUUACAUGUACUUUGAU